GGCCACGCAGAGACCACUGCACGAACCAGCUUGCAAAUCCGCACCCGCAACCGCACAGAGCAUCAGCACCAACACCACGGACGCGGACCCCAGGAUCGUUACUGGGGUGGUCCUUCACGUUCUGGAAGCGCUAGAGGGGUCAACGAUCUGAAAUCCGAAAAUUCUGGCCCGACAGGGAGCGGCCGCAGCGACCCCUCAUCAAACAUGUCAGCAACGUGCGGCUGCAAGUCGCCGCAUCCAGAACCUCAUCAUUUCAUAUCCAAUAUCCAUAUUUUGAGGUGGAAGAGGGGUAAUUUGUGCGACCGUAAGCUUAAGAGAUAACAAUGGAGGCCAACACCUUCUCCACGGAGCUGAGCGAGGUAGUGAGACGCUUUCUUUUGAGACGGCGCAGCACGUGAGCAUGAUGUCAAGUGUCGAAUUGCCUCUCAAAAACGAUAGAGAUAUAAAGUAAAGCAUAUCACUCAUCUUGAAUCGUUGAAUAUCACAGAUAAGAAGAUACGAUGGCGCCUACACUUCUCAUGAUCGGCUCCGGCCCAGGUAUCGGCCUCUCAACAGCAUCACUUUUUGCCUCCAAGAAAUUCUCAAAAGUCGCUCUGAUAUCGAGGAACAAAGAACGUCUUGUCACGGAUCGUGAGGCUGUUCUUGCAGCAGCGAAGAAUACCGACGUGAAGACCUGGGUGGCUGACGUCGUGGAUAGCGAGAAGUACAAGAAUGUCUUGAAGGAGGUGGAGGAAUGGUCUGGAGAAGGGGUUGAUUGUGUAAUCUUCAAUGCUGCGAGGGUAGAGCCCAGUACUUUACUCGAGUUCCCCGAGGAAGAGAUUGUGAAGGACUUCAUGACUACGAAUAUUGCUCUCUACACCACGGCUCAAUGGGCACUACCUCUCCUGUCGAAGAUGAAGGAGGAGCAAAAACCAUCGUUCUUGGUAACGAGUAGUCUGCUCUGGAAGCAGCCAGUUCCGUUUGUCUUCAGCUUGAGCUUGGUUAAAGCCAGUCAGCGGAACUUGGUGGAGACUAUGAAGAUGACUUUUCCUGACAUACAUAUCGCACUUCUCAAUGUUGGUGGAGUCGUCAGCCCAGAAGACACGUACCUCAACCCUCCCGCCAUCGCAGAGAAGUUUUGGGAACUGUAUGCUCAGGAGAAAUCCGCUUGGACUUUCGACUUAGAAAUUCUUGGAGCUCAAUAAUUCUGCGUUGUUUGUCUUUCUGUCACACAAUACUCUCAUGAAUUUCUCGAGAUGUUUUAAGAUAGGCAAAUUGUGUAAGCUUGGGUAUCAGUGUUCUAUAAUGUAAUGCAGUUUCUAUAAUCCAUCGCCAUUGUAU
Molecule: messenger RNA, 1320 nt
Organism: Mollisia scopiformis
Lineage: Eukaryota; Fungi; Ascomycota; Leotiomycetes; Helotiales; Mollisiaceae
Product: putative short-chain alcohol dehydrogenase
Exons: 3
Coding region: 501-1184 (227 amino acids)
Source: RefSeq, a predicted model, not a curated record